Micromonas pusilla CCMP1545 is the source of this 276-nucleotide messenger RNA. RefSeq lists its product as uncharacterized. The transcript has a single exon. NCBI's taxonomy places the organism in Eukaryota, Viridiplantae, Chlorophyta, Mamiellophyceae, Mamiellales, Mamiellaceae. Bases 1 to 276 code for a protein of 91 amino acids. The record is from RefSeq and is a predicted model, not a curated record.
AUGGACGCGGGCGUGAACGCGCGGCACCGCGACCAGUGCGUCGAGGAAGCGUCUUACGCCGGCGCGAAGGGCGCGGCUCUCGGGAUAUCCCUCUCCGCGCCGCUGGUCUACGCCGCGCAUCGACUCUCGCCGACGUUUCGCCGAUUCACCGCGAGCGCGAAGACGGGCCUCGUGGUGACGCCGUUCUUCGGGCUCUUCUUCCUCAACAGCGAGCUGACGAUGAACGCGUGCGCGCAGCGACGGAAUCAGUUCGCGGAGGUGAUCGCGCCGAAGUAG